AUGGAAACUAUUUUAGAACAGCAAAGAAGCUACCAUGAGGAAAGGGAACGUACCAUGGACGCUAUGGUUAAAGAAAUAUUGCAUAAAAAAACUGGGCAUCGAGAAACUAUUAACGGUGAACAUAGAUUAAAGAAUCUACAUGAUAGAUAUGUUGAAGCUACAAUAAGAUUGAAGGAGUUGUAUGAGGACAAAGAUAGUUUACGUAAGGAGGAAAUAGCUGCUCUGUCUGGACCUAAUGAGUUUCAAGAGUUUUAUGCAAGACUAAAACAAAUUAAAGAAUUUCACAGGAAACACCCUAAUGAGAUUUGUGUACCAAUGUCUGUGGAGUUUGAAGAAUUAGCCAAGAUAAGAGAAAAUCCUUCUGAAGAUUAUACAACACCUGUCGAGUUCACCGAUGAAGAAGGUUACGGAAAAUAUUUAGAUUUACAUGAAUGCUAUGAAAAAUACAUAAAUUUGAAGGGUAUCGAGAAAGUAGACUACAUUACAUAUUUGAGCAUCUUUGACCAUUUGUUUGACAUUCCACGCGAAAGGAAGAACAGUGACUACAGAAAUUAUAUUCGUGCUCUAUUGACAUAUCUGAAGGAUUUUGUUAGCAGGAUAAAACCGCUCUUAGAUCAGGCACAAGAAAUGGCGGCUGCUCAUCAAGAAUUCGUAAAGCAAUGGGAAGCAGGCACUUUUCCUGGUUGGCCAAAAGAAACUGGAGGUGCUUUAACAAACGUAGGGGCACAUUUAGAUUUGUCGGCGUUUUCAUCAUGGGAGGAACUGGCUUCCUUAGGUUUGGACAGAUUGAAAUCUGCUUUAAUGGCAUUAGGGCUUAAGUGUGGAGGAACAUUAGAAGAAAGGGCACAAAGAUUAUUCAGUACAAAGGGUCAAACAGCUUUAGACAAAUCUCUUGUUGCAAAGAAAGGAGCUACUAAGGCCAAGGCCUCUACUCAACAGCGCCACAAAGAUAUUGCAGCUAUUGAAGCUCAAGUUUACAGAUUCGCAAACGUAGUGAGCAGUACUAGAGCAGCUACCAUAGAGAAUGUCACCCGUCGUGCAGCACGUGCUGCAGGUGAAAGGAGGGAUGAGAGCGACGAUGAAAGUGAUGCUUCAGCUGGCCCUGAUGUCGAUUCCGAUGACGACGAAGUGCCAUAUAAUCCUAAGAAUUUGCCACUUGGUUGGGAUGGCAAGCCUAUUCCGUACUGGCUCUACAAGCUCCAUGGCUUGAACAUAAGCUACACAUGUGAAAUAUGUGGUAAUUACACAUACAAAGGCCCCAAGGCAUUUCAAAGGCACUUCGCUGAAUGGCGUCACGCUCAUGGCAUGAGAUGUUUAGGAAUCCCCAAUACUGCGCAUUUUGCUAAUGUCACGCAGAUCGAAGAUGCACUCGCAUUGUGGGAAAAAAUCAAAAACCAAAAAGAGAGUGAAAGAUUUGUAGCAGAAAACGAUGAAGAGUUUGAGGAUUCUCAAGGUAAUGUUGUCAAUCGGAAAACAUAUGAAGAUUUGAAACGACAAGGACUUUUGUAA
Molecule: messenger RNA, 1509 nt
Organism: Parnassius mnemosyne (clouded apollo)
Lineage: Eukaryota; Metazoa; Arthropoda; Insecta; Lepidoptera; Papilionidae
Source: the annotation of a GenBank genome assembly